Messenger RNA from Dicentrarchus labrax (European seabass), 4231 nucleotides. RefSeq names its product zgc:171566. Gene Ontology annotation, cellular component: vacuole. Lineage: Eukaryota; Metazoa; Chordata; Actinopteri; Moronidae. The transcript has 9 exons. The coding region runs from base 266 to 1231 and encodes 321 amino acids. The record is from RefSeq and is a predicted model, not a curated record. Gene Ontology annotation, molecular function: gamma-glutamyl-peptidase activity. Gene Ontology annotation, biological process: tetrahydrofolylpolyglutamate metabolic process.
AGCCUGGACGGAGGUAAAGACAGAGAUCAGAGGACAGCAAGAGAGGACACAGCAUCUCAGUCAGCAGGCAGCAUCUUCACUCGGAUCGUUGUUUUGUAAAUUAGUGCUUUCUCCCGCCACUGGCUGCUUGUUUUAUCCGCCUUCUGUUAUUUUUAUAGACACAUACUAUCAUACUGCAUUGCAUUUUUCCUCCUCAACGUGCAGACCCAGCCCACCGCCCUCCUCUCCAGCUCUUUUGCGUGUCUCCUGCUGCGCGGUGUUUUGGAUGUGUCGGCCGGCUGCUGCAGCGGUGUUCGCGGCGCUGACCGCCUGCUGCCUCUGUUGCGCUCCGCUCCUGUGCGCGGCGGGGAGAAGCCAGCAGCUCAAUUACCGACCGGUCAUCGGUGUGUUGGCGCAGGAAAACCUCCCAGGAGACCAGUUUGCUCGUGGCUCCUCUUACAUUGCUGCAUCCUAUGUCAAAUACCUGGAGGGAGCCGGGGCAAGGGUCGUACCCAUCAGAAUCAAUCGCACAGAAGAAGAAUAUGCUAAGCUGUUCUACUCAAUAAAUGGGUUGUUGCUGCCAGGAGGAGAUGUGGAUAUUCAGACAUCGCAGUUCAGUCGAGCUGCCAGGAUCUUUUACAACUUGGCUCUGAAGGCGAAUGAUGCUGGCGACUACUUCCCUAUCUGGGGAACUUGUCAGGGCUUCCAGCAGCUGUCUGUCCUCACAGCCAACAAAAACCUGCUCACCCUCACUGAUACCAAGGCUGUGGCUCUACCUCUCGCUCUCACACCAGCGGCCCAGUCCAGCCGUCUGUUCCGGAGUUUUCCCAAGGAUCUGCUGCAGUCUCUGGCCGAAGAAAACAUCACGUCCAACUUCCACAGCUGGAGUCUGUCUAUGCAGAACUACAGCCGGAACGCCAAACUGAAGCGGUUUUACAAGGUCCUGUCUACGAACAAUGAUGGGAAGAAAGAAUUCAUCUCCACCAUGGAAGCCUACCGCUACCCAUUUUAUGCAGUGCAGUGGCAUCCAGAGAAAAGCCCCUUUGAGUGGAUAGAUAAGCCGGGCAUGGUUCACUCCACCGCUGCUAUAAGAGCCUGCUUCUACACUGCCAGCUUCUUUGUCUCUGAAGCCAUGAAGAACCAGCACCACUUCUCCAGUCCCGUUGAGGAGGAGGGAGCUCUCAUCUACAACUUCUCUCCUGUCUACAGAGGCAUCCACGCCGUCUUUGUGCAGAACUAUUACUUUGAUUGAUGGACAUUACUGAAGAUUGAAUCAGGCUCAAACUAGUCAGAAUUUGUCACUGGCAUCUUGGCCCACCAUAAAAACCGAACUUGACGGUGUUGUCACUUACACUAGCCUCAAACGUCAAGUCAAUAAUUUAGGGAUGCACCGAUUGGGAAAUAAUACAGAUGUUAUUAAAAUAACAAUUUGGCUGAUGCUGAUGGUUUUUUGUUGUCGUUUAUUUGGCCUUUUUUGCCAGAGAAACAAAGAAAUCUAUGAAAUUAAGCAUCACUGCCUUGUUGCAUUUAUUUUCUCAUCCGAGAUGUGAGACACAGAGCUGAACAGCCGCUCGGAGAUGAUUAUUUCUUCAAUAUCCGAGUUGUAAAUAACCAAUACAAAAUUUAGCCAACACAAAAUUGAUGCAACACAACAGAUAAACAUCAACCACUGAUAUCGGUCAAUACCACCUAAUUUGCCGACGUCAGUAAACAAGGCGAAUAUUCGAUACAGAAUUUCGACCGAUGUAUCGGUGCAUCCCUAUAACAAUUAGCUGUAUAGCUGAUUUGCUCAGUAAAAUGAAAUGCAAACAGGACAAUGAAAAAAUAGAAGAUGAAGAUGAAGAAAAUAAAACAAAAUAUUAUAUUAAAAAAUCUUUGCAGGAUUUUUAAGUAUAAUAUCAGAAAAAAAUAAAACAAAAUGCAAAUACUAAGACGUAUAAAUUUAAAAACAAGUACAAAUUUGAACAGAUUUAGGUAACAGUGAUCACUUCACACAUCAACCCUCCUCCCCAGCUCUUAUUAUGGGUAACUAAAAUCCAGGGUAACAGUGACAACUUUUAUUCUGCAUUUAUAAGAGGUUGCAGGAUUGUAUACAUUCAUAGGGUUCACUGGUUAAAGUCAAAUAUGAGUUUAAAUUUUGGGGCAACAAAACACGUUCGCAUCUGUCAGAUUUGAGUCUGGUGAAACUUAAAGUAAACUGUAUGAAGCCCAUCAAUAAACUGCCACACACUUCAUAUUAUUCCUAUGUUCUUAAAACGGUCUUCAGUUCACAUCUCUUUGCAGUGCCGCGAUUUUGCCAUGACAGCAGUAACAGUGUGGGGUCUAUGUUCUACCUGCAGAAUUGUAUAAGCUCAAUUAUGGCAAACUAAAUGAAAUUACACAAAACAUAAAAACACUGAUAAACACUUGGGAAGAAGAAUGAGAUCGAAAUUCCAAUUUUCAGGAUAUCCCUUUCAUCGCAGUUGUGUCUAAGAUACCCAUAGCUUUACUACUGAAUACCAUUUACAUUAAUAUGCACAUCAAAAAUAGCUGACAUCCAGAUGCUAUUAAAUUGCUUUACUGGAGACCUUUGCUGGUGUUUGCUGCUAUUAAAUUACAUUUGUAACCUAAAAUAAAUCAUAUGGGGAUUAACAGACUGAGUGAUCAGUGGCAGAGUUUUGCAGGACCACUUAAGUUGCCUUACAUAGGCCAAGUUUGUGUUCCCAGAUUAUUCAAUUCAAUUCAGUUUAAUUUGUAUAGUGCCAAAUCAUAGACUACAGGACCAAGGGUUUACAAAAUCACUGUCAUUUCUGUUUUGUGUAUUAGUUCCUACUCCGUUGAUUAGGUAUGAGGAUGUGUUGAUUCUGACGAAGGUGUAUGAAUGGUACUAAAAAAAACUUAAUUUAUUUCAACAACUUUACAUUACAGUUAUUAAUCUCACAAGGAAACAAAAUAAUAUUCAAAAUAAGUUGCGUCUUUCUUUUACUCACUUACAAAACAAGCACACGUGCUGCCAGAGCAAGAUCUCAUGGGAAAUGCAGUCCUAAUUCAGGAAAACAUUACCGCUUUUGUCCACAGGGGAAACCAAUAUCAACACAAAAUGAAAGAUCCUUGUAAUUACUUAAAGUAUAACCAGUCACCUAAUUUUACAAGCGUAAUGGCCACAGCCUGCGAGUCCACGUUUAAAUGUGGGUAACCAAUAAACACUGACUCUAUUCCCACGUUGUGUUUGAUCAUCAGCAAGAGGCUACUGAAGGUCAGUUAGACUGUGACAAACUGCUGUUUCAGUAUCAGUGUGAAGUAAUUAAUGUGGUUCUUUAACAUUCCUUCCGUAAAAAUGGAAACAUAUAUUUUGCUACUUGUAUUCCUUCUUUUUUUAUGUAUUGGCUUUAUUCUGCAGGACUGCACAACUUGUUUAUUCCUCAAUAUGUGGUACAGCAUUCAGUGUGUAUGCCUAUCAAGGAGAAAUUUCAUUACCAACUUAUCUUAUCAACAAUAACACAUAUGUAUCAGUAACUCACAAAAUGGACGAGUCUUAAGAGUUUAUCUUCACAACAUUUAAGCAUUUUGAUUCCUCGGCAGGAGAUGGAGUAUUUUGUAUGCUAACAUGCUAUCAGAGAAUGCCAAAUAUGACUAAAGAUCAGGUUUUUACAUUGAUUUUUUUUUUGUUUUACAGUUGGCAGAUGACAUGAUGAUUGAGUUUGUACAAAACAUUCACUUUAAACCUGAAAACAUUUUAGGUAUGAGGCUGUCCUUUGACACAACAUUGCUCUUCAUGGAAAAAGUGGAUUUUAUGGAUCUGUUCAUGAUUGUCUGAUUUUAAAAUGUAACCUUGGAUGUUUAAUUGUGUGAUGUCAUUGUGUGAGGAUGUGUUUAUAAUUUUUUUUGAGUUCCUUCAUCAUUCAACAUUAUAAAAUUAGUAUACCAAACCAAUAUGUUUUCCCCUUUUUUUUGCAGUCUGGUUUAAAAUGUUUGUUACCUAUAUUGCAACCCUGUACAGUGAAACAUUAUGUUGCAUUUAUUACAUUAUUCUUGCAGCAACAGAAAGCGUACAGUCCUCUAUUGCCAAAGUGAAAAUAUAUUUUCUUUUUUAUUGUGUAAUGAAACCAAAAAUAAUGAGUCGGUAAGUCCUACUUUGGAACAUUCUAUAUUUAAUUCAAUGCGGUGGCUUUGAAUACAUGCAUUGAUUGCACAACCGAUUGUACGAGUUUUCCUUGUUUGUUUGACCAUGUGCCAGAUGAUCAGACAAUAAAGAAAGCCAAUUAAACCUCAA